AUGCCUCAGAUACAGGAGAUUCAUGAAGGGGGCGAAGCUCAAACGCUCCGCGCCGCGCUGUCCGCAAACGACGGGUCAGCCACUGGCAUUCUCGACGGCCUCGCGGUCAAGCUCCGUGAUGCCAAAGUGCGAGAGGGCAUUGGUGCAAGCGGUGUUGCCGAUGUCGUUGCGGAAAUUGCAGGGACGACACCGUUAGAUGAGGCGUUGCUCUUUCAAGCUGCACGGGUGGCGGGCAAUCUGGCUGCGGACUGUGACGCCAAUCGCGAUCGCCUGGUCGCUGCAGGCUAUCCCCAGAAAAUCUCGGCGUGUCUGAAGAACGAUCUUGAAGUCAAGACGCUGCAGGCUAUAGCAGCGAGCCUGCUUAAUCUUGUAACGGAUGGGCACGCGGCUGCUGUUGCUGCACUAAGCGAUGAGGCGACACUCGAAAGAAUAAUUCGCGCGGCCAACACGCUAUAUACACCCGGAGAGUGGGACGGCUCGCUGCGCGGCACAGUGGCCUCUUGGCUAUGGAACGUUGUGCAGCACGUCGUGCCAGCGGAACCGACGUACACACUCACUCUUUCUCUCAUCAAGGCCUUCCUCCCUCCACUGCGUGGAGUGAUGCCGCGUGCCGCACCACGCGAUUUGGAGGAUGCAGACGACGCCUUUGCCACUGACAUCGCGAUUUUGACACACGCGACGAAGGUACUCGAGCGGUUCAAUGGGAAGGAUAAGCUCGAAUACACUGCUCUCCUCGGCGCUCGCGACGCGAUCACCACCCUAUUGGGGUUUAUGGAGGAGGCUGCAAUCCCUCUCUGGCUGGAGGAGGUGGAAGAGGACACGACGAAGGCGCUCGGUGUCGCGAAGGCGGACGUCUCGCGUACCCUCGUCAAUGCGUUGUCAGAGGGUGGUGACGUGCCUCCUUGGCUGCUGGAAAGACUUGGCUCGUGGUUGGAGCGACCGACUCGCCCGGACCUGGUCAGCGUUGCACUGCUGGCGUACGGCAACGUCGCGAGGGGGGACGCCUCUGCCACCUCCAUUCUGGAGGACAACCCCGCGCUGCUCCCACGCCUCACGGCACUUCUAGACCCCUCGACUCCAGUCAUAGUGCAGCACGCACUGGUCGGCCUGCUUCGCAACCUCGCGAUCCCGCAGCCAAAUAAGCGCAAGCUCGGCGACGCGGGCGUCCUCCCCCGCCUGCUGGCAAUGGAGCCCUGGGCCGCGGAGCGCGACAUGCUCGGCAGUGUGCAGGGCGGCGCGGUGGGGAUCGUGAAGCAGCUGGUGCGCAACGAAACGAACGCCACACAGUUCCUGUCUCUCCCCCUCGACCCUCUGCACGCGCUGAUCACGCGCACCAACGACCCGGCCAUCGCGCUGGAAGCUACGCGCGUGUGGGUCAACUGCAUCCGGGCGCUCGGCCAGUCCUCCUCCGGCGGCUGGACAACCCUCACCGACGGGAGGGUGCUGGACGCGCUCACGAGCAUGUUGUCCCAGGGCGCGCGGCACCCCAUCCUGCUCAACGAGGCGGUGCUUGCGCUCGCAUUACUCGCCGGGCAUGGCGGCACCGAGGGGCCAGGGGAUGGGAACAGGGAGGGCGUGCGGGCCGAGAUCGCUCGCCGGUUGCUGGAUGCCGAGGCCGCACAGCGCGCGAAGAAGGAGCAUCCCAACGCCAACCUUGAGGGCGUGAGUGGCGCAGACGUGCUCGCGCGAACCGUGGCCGGGCAAGGGGCACGAGAGACACAGGGGAACGCGCUUGCGCUGGUGAAGCUGCUCGAUUCGCCUGAGCUCACUGCUCUCGUGCGAGCAGCCGUGGCGGGUGCAAAGGGGGAGCUGGUGGACGGCGCGCGGGAGUUGUAA
Cutaneotrichosporon oleaginosum is the source of this 1836-nucleotide messenger RNA. RefSeq lists its product as uncharacterized. Lineage: Eukaryota; Fungi; Basidiomycota; Tremellomycetes; Trichosporonales; Trichosporonaceae. The record is from RefSeq and is a predicted model, not a curated record. Gene Ontology annotation, cellular component: cytosol. Gene Ontology annotation, biological process: positive regulation of GTPase activity. Gene Ontology annotation, molecular function: guanyl-nucleotide exchange factor activity.